AUGGACUUCCCGGCGCUCGUGGCCGCUCUCCUCAGCAGCGACACCGCCACGCGCACGCGCGCCGAAGCGUCCUACGAAGCGCUCAAAGCCGACCAGCCGCAGCUACUCGUGGUCCACCUCGUGCAGCUCCUGCGCGCUGCAGCUGCGCCAGAAACGCGCGCUUUUGCGUCGGUGCUACUGCGGCCACUGCUCGAAGUCAAGACCGGCGUCUACGCGCAGCUCGACGCGCCGACGCGGACGCUGCUCAAGACGCAGCUGCUGAAGACCGUAGCGACCGAACCCGUGGCGCACAUUCGCCGCAAACUCGGCCAUUUGAUCGCGGAGCUCGCCGCGGUGGCGGACAAGUACGAGCACACGUGGCCAGAGCUGCUGCCCGCUGUGUCCGUGCUGACGACCAAUGGAGACGCCCAGCUGCGGGUCACGGCCAUGGACGUGCUGGCCAAGCUGGCUGAGUACGUGGGGGACCUCCUCGCGCCACACCGAACGAGCUUCCGCACGCUGUUUGCCACGACGCUGAAUGAUAGUAACGGAGACGUGCAGAUUGCUAGUGUCAAGGCCGCGUCUGCGUUCUUGCUCACGCUCGACGAUACGCAGGAGUUGAUGGCGUUUGCGGGUCUCGUGCCUCACAUGCUGCGCAUUAUGGAAGCGCUGGUGCAAGCAGGCGAUCAAGUGGCACUCCGUGAAGUGCUGUCGGUGCUCGUGCAGCUUACUGAAGUGCACCCCAAGUUCUUCCGUGACGCUCUGAACGACGUGGCCCGUGCAAUGAUCGUCGUGUGCUCGUCGCAGGAGCUCGAAUCCGAGACGCGUGAACUUGCGCUCGAGUUCCUCAUCUCGUUGUGUGAGAACGCUGGCGGGAUGGUGCGCAAGUCGCAGUUCAUUGUCACGAACGUCGUGCCACUGGUCAUUCAGUUGAUGUGCGAAGUCGACGAAGACGAAACGUGGGCGCAGAGCUUCGACGAUCCAGAGACGUUUGCUGAAGCCCACGACGACGACAAUGCGAUCAGCGAUGCGGGUGCUGCUGCUAUUGACCGUCUGAGUACAGCUCUAGGGGGCAACGCUGUGCUUCCUGUGGCGAUCCCGGUCAUCAAAGCUUUUGUGGGCGAUGCCGACUGGCGAAAACGCCGUGCCGGUCUGUACGCGAUCUGUCUCCUAGGAGAAGGUGCCAAGACGCUCAUGACGCGUGAACUUGACAAUGUGGUGGCAAUGGUGUUGCCGUAUCUGAACGACCAGCACGCGCGAGUGCAAUAUGCUGCACUGCACAGCAUUGGACAGCUUGCUGAAGACUUUGGCGAAGUGGAGAAGGGCAAGAACUUCCAGGCUAGAUUCCACGCUGUGAUCAUGCCGGCGUUGACAGCGCUGGUUCAAGGCGAGCAACUUGUGCUGCGCACGCGUGCGCUGGCGGCUAGCGUGAUUAUCAACUUUUGCAACACGAACGUGUGCAAGACCAAGUACGUGGUGCCUUACAGCCAGGCUCUGCUGGAAGCUCUCUUCAAUAUGAUGCGCUCGUGCCCGCGGCAAGUGCAGGAACAGGCUAUCACGGCCGUUGCAAGUGUUGCAAAAGUGAUUGGGGACGAGUUCCUCCGUUUCUACGACAUUUUCAUUCCGCUUGCCAAGGAAGUGCUGACGAAUGCUCACGGCAAAAAGUACGCUCUCCUCCGUGGCAAGUCGAUGGAGUCGAUUGCGCUCAUCGGUCAGGCGGUGGGCAAAGAGCGCUUCGUGAACGACGCCAAGGAGAUCAUGGAAAUCCUAGUGCGUGUGCAGUCGAGCGAGGAACUGGAAGGUCCAGAAGUGCAGUACGUGGCGCAGUCGUGUGCGCGUAUCGGCAGUAUCUUGAAAGAAGACUUUGUCCCGUACUUGCCGUACGUGAUCCCGCCGCUCAUUCGGCAGGCACAGACCCAGCCGGACAUUCAAUUGUUUGACGUCGCGGAUGACCAUGAAGAUGAGGACGGCGUGACUGUCGAUGGCAAAGACACUAUGACGCUCGAUAUCCGUGGCGUGGGCAAGAAGCGUCUGGAGAUCAACACGAGUGCUCUGGAGGAAAAGACCAAUGCCUGCAACAUGCUGUACCAGUCAGCACUUGACCUCGAAGGACUGUUCUACCCCUACGUGGCCGAAGUCGCGCAGGUGAUGAUCCCGCUGCUUGAUUUUGAGUACGUUGCGGACAUCCGCAUCGUGAGCAGCUUGACCAUGGCCAAGCUGCUAAAGUGCGCGGUCAACGGCACGCUCCAUUUCGGCCACGGUGCCAUGGCCCCGACGUUCCCGCAGCAGCUUUUCGAGCAGUUUUUCGAUCCCAUGUUAAACAGUUUGCAGACCGAAGACGAGCUCGAGUGCUUGAGCGCUUUUGCAGAGGCCAUGUCUGCGGUUUUCGAAGCGUGCAAGGAAAGUCAAGACAUGGGGUUCCAGGUUGGCGUUCCUCUCGAUCAUGUCUCGCGCGUGGUCGAAGUCCUGAAGACCGUAGCGUCCAACAGUGCCCAGCGCCUGAUGGUGCAGCACGAGGCAAACCAACAAGAUGAAGACUACGACGCGGAAGCUGCUCUGCAACAGAGCGAGAACGACGAGCUGGAAGAAGGUGUCUUCCGCUCGAUGGUCGACUCAAUUGGCUGGAUGGUCAAGCUCCACAAGGACGCCUUUUUUCCCGUGUUCAAGACUCACCUUUUGUCGUUCGUGACGCCGCUGCUGGAGCAGCAGACUGUGCCGAUGGUGCGUGGCCAAGCUAUCUGCAUGAUCGACGACAUCAUUGAGCACUGCGGCGAUUCCGCGCAGGAGCUGCUUCCGCUGUUUCUGAACCACCUCGUUCAGGGCCUCGAGGACCCGAGUCCGUCUGUUGUUCAGGCAGCUGCGUACGGCAUUGGUGUCAGUGCCGAGAAGUGCGGCGCUGCGUUUGAUCCGUUCUGCCAAAACGCGCUCGAGAAGAUGGUGCACUUGAUCAAUGCCUCGACGGACACAGACGACGACGAAGUGCGUGCAGCGCGUGACAAUGCGAUCAGUGCCGUGGCCAAAAUCUGUCUGGCUCGUGAAGGGGCAGUGGAUGCAGCCAAUAUGUGGCCGACGUGGCUCAGCUGGCUCCCUCUUCGGACCGAUGUGCUCGAAGCUCAGGACGUACAUGCUCGUCUCGUGUCCUUGGUGAACAGCGGCAAUCGCCACGUGCUUGGCGCUGACUAUGCUAAUCUCGCUCAGAUUCUAAAGGUGUUUGCCUCAGCUUUGGCGUUUGACCUGAUGGCGGCCGAAGAUGCUGCAGACGACGAAGAAGUGGUCACGAUAUCGGAAACGACAAAGGCACAGCUUCGUGAGCUGCUCGCAAAGUUGCAGUCUCAGUUGCCUGGUCCCGUGGUGCAGAACGCCUGGGCAAAGCUCAGUGGUGACGAGCAGUUGGCGCUGUCUCAGCUGUGA
Molecule: messenger RNA, 3390 nt
Organism: Hyaloperonospora brassicae
Lineage: Eukaryota; Oomycota; Peronosporomycetes; Peronosporales; Peronosporaceae
Source: the annotation of a GenBank genome assembly